This is a messenger RNA of Conger conger (European conger), 895 nucleotides long. RefSeq names its product glutathione peroxidase 1-like. NCBI's taxonomy places the organism in Eukaryota, Metazoa, Chordata, Actinopteri, Anguilliformes, Congridae. The record is from RefSeq and is a predicted model, not a curated record. Gene Ontology annotation, biological process: response to hydrogen peroxide; response to selenium ion; glutathione metabolic process. Gene Ontology annotation, cellular component: cytosol; mitochondrion. Gene Ontology annotation, molecular function: glutathione peroxidase activity. The transcript has 2 exons.
CAACCCCUCAGUUCCACUCAUAAAAGAAAGACGGCGACGAUAAUUCUUCAUCAAUUGUAGGUGCUCGUUUUGUGUUGAAAAUGGCUGUUCCUAAAGCAUUAUAUGACAUCUCUGCGAAACUACUGACUGGAGAUAUACUAAAUUUCUCCUCGCUUAAAGGCAAAGUUGUGCUGAUUGAGAAUGUGGCAUCUCUCUGAGGCACGACCACCAGGGAUUACACCCAGAUGAACGAGCUCCAGGAGCGCUACGGCGCAAAGGGGCUCGUGGUUCUGGGGGUUCCCUGUAAUCAGUUCGGACAUCAGGAGAAUUGUAGCAACAACGAGAUCAUGCAGUCCCUGAAGCACAUUCGUCCCGGCAAAGGCUUUGAGCCUAAAUUCCAGCUGCUGGAGAAGGUGGAUGUCAACGGCAAGGAUGCCCACCCAUUGUUCCUUUUCCUCAAAGCUAAACUUCCCUUCCCCAGCGACGACACCACAUCUCUGAUGACAGACCCCAAGUGUAUCAUCUGGAGCCCGGUCUGCAGGAAUGACGUCUCUUGGAAUUUCGAGAAGUUUCUCAUUGGUCCUGACGGGGAGCCCUUCAAGCGGUACAGCAGGAGAUUCCUCACCAGCGACAUCGAUGGGGACAUCAAGAAGCUUCUCAGUCUGGCGAAGUAAAACCGUCCGUUAAAAAAAGCAUUGCCUCUGUUAGGCAAUGCUUUAUAUUAAACUAGCUGUGCUUUCUUCUGCAAGAUGUUACUGUGUUUGGCCUCUUUACUUUAUGAUGGCAUCCUUUGAAACCAAUGUGAGAGGGUUGUCUGAUGAACAUGUAAAUGGCAAACUUGUCAGCAGCAUUUGGUUCAUGUAAAGCAUAGCUGUGUUUUUUAUUUUUGGUGGACCAAUAAAUACACUUUACUUGG